UUGUGUUAGAUUAUCCCUGAAAGCUUACCGCGUGCAAGCCCAAUUUGAAAAUAUGUUAACCAUGCGAUUUUGCGCGCCAAAGAACCCACUGGGAGAAGAAGAUAUCGCUGCAGCUCGUGUCAAGAUGUAUAAGCAGUAUUAGCAACAGCCACAACGAUAACGAACAUUGCCGGGGCCCAAGAGCCCCACGCGCAGGAUAAAUUUGCACAGGCUUCAGCUUUAGCUCCAGAGCAGCCAGACAGCCGAUGUGACCCAGUUAAGGCAUAUUUAGCUGGCCAAGGAGACACCAAUCCCAACCACUACUCCUCGACUCCUCGACUCCUCCACUCCAUCAGCGAGCCAAGGAAACGGGAAUCGCAAGUCGCGAAUCGCGGAACGCGGAACGCACAACGCGGAACGUAGAGCGUUCCCGGACACAGCGUGUCACGGCGCAAGGAUUAUCAAUUUGGUUGGCAUUUUAAUGGAGUUGGCCACGAUGCGACGCGGCCUGAUCCUCGUCUGGGCGAUGGCUAUGGCGUUGCUCGUCUGUUUGCCGGCUGCCAGCGGGGAGGGGCCUGAGCCUGGGCCAACAUCAAUAUUAAAGAGCAGCGGGAUAAAUGGCCAGACAUUUCAAAGAACUCAAUCAAAGCGCGAGGCGACAGCUAAGGCAUCGCCGGCAUUAAUUUCGGCGACAACGCAAAUGACCCAGGCAAAUGGGGGGAGUCCAACAGCGAUUGGGAAUACAAUAGCUGCAGCUUUGGAUGCAGCUUUGGAUGCAGCUCCUCCAGCCACCAACGAUGUCAUCAUUAAUAACAUUAACAACAAUGGAUCGAAGCAGGCCACAGCCGCAGCCGCAGCCGCUGCCACAAUGGCCACUGUGACCGCUGCCCUGGAGGCGAAUCUUAUUAUGAGCAAUCGGAAUAUCCAGCAGCAGCAAUUGCCGGAGCACAACUAUAGAAUCACACACGGAGACAACAAUGCCACAACCAUGACUGCGGCUGCCACAGCCGUAGGAAUGUCUGCGAAUGCAUCUGCCACCGCAAUAACAGAGCCAGCAACGACAGCCCCAACGACAACGACGACAACGAGGAGAACAACACGCAGGCCAGUGGCAACAACAACGCUAAGGCCGCCACCAACAAUAGAUGAUUACCAGACAAUAAUUAGCCAGGCCGGGACCCAUGCCUAUCUGCCAUGCAACGUCAAACAGCUGGUGAAGAAGCCCAUCUCCUGGCUACGCAUGCGGGACGGCCACAUACUUACGGUGGAUCAGACUACGUUCAUUGCGGAUCAGCGGUUCCAAUCGGUCUUCUCACCGAAUCCGGAGAGGUGGUCUUUGCAGAUCAAGUAUGUUCAGGUCAAGGAUGAGGGCACAUACGAAUGUCAGGUGUCCACGGAGCCCAAAGCCAGUGCUAUUGUUCAUCUAAGGAUUGUGGAGCCGAAAACCGAAUUAAUUGGCGAGUCGACGCGCCAUGUGAAGGCCGGAAGUCAAGUGAAAUUGCGUUGCAUAAUUAGCCAGGCACUGGAGCCGCCGCUUUUCAUUAAUUGGUUUUACAAUCAGAAGCAAAUCUAUUUGCAUAAUCGUCGCGGUUGGCGUACGGAAAUUGAACGGAUCGAUCUGCCACCGGAAGUGGCAACCACCACAACAACAACGACAACGACAACCACUACAACGACUACGGCUCAAACGACGACAACAACCGUGGCAGCAUCAGCAACAGGAGCUGCCACAUCAUCGGAGUCUUCUAAUGGUUUGGGUACCAUAACCCGCUCAUAUAUAUUAGAUGCCAUAUCCCUGAAUGAUGUGGCUGGAGUUGGAGUCGGAGUCGGAACCGGGACUGGAGCUGUCAGUGAAAUGACAACGGCUCCGGCAGUGGCUGAUGGAGGAUUCGAUAUUGCAACAUCUUUGGCUGCUGGUGCUGGGGCUGCCACACCCACAACAGCAGCCUCCGUGCUCACCUUGGUAUCCACAGCAACCACACAAGAUGGUGUUGCAUCCACAGCAGAUACCACAGCAACAACAACCACUGGGCUGCCAAGCACAGAGACGGCAACGGCAGCAGAAGAGGCAGCAGCAACAACGGUGAUGACUACAACAAUGCUGCCAAGCAGCAGUUUCAUUAAACAGAUAACGACGGCAUCUCUCAUCAUUCCGGCGGUGGUGAAGCUGGAUUCCGGCAACUACACUUGCAGCCCCUCAAACAGUGCGCCCCGCACCAUUGUGCUCCAUGUGCUAAACGGUGAAUAUUCCGCCUCGGCCAUUAAGUCGGGGAGCGUCAGCUGGAGAGUGCUAAUUGGAUGUCGGGGCUAUUUGCACUGGCGGAAUGUUUCAACGCUUCUGACACUUUUGUGGAUUAUUAAAUUUGUGCUGGCCAUGGAAAUCUGCCAGUUGAGAGCCAACAAAGCCACCGCAACAAGGACACCCAUCAUCAGCUGCCUCCGGAGCAGCAGUGAGCGGACUCUGGGUACGAACAUAGACCAGGUCUGCCGCUCAAUCAGCGGCACAAAAGUGGCCGAGGACAAGACCUGAGUCGCGGGUGCUACUCACCUCGAAUUUUAUGCUAUAAAUGAGGCUAUGAAUUAAGAUUUUAUUCGAUGUAUUAUCCCCAGAAAAAGACAUAAGGACAAAAGACAGACAUUCAUCCCGAAAUGCAAUGCAUACCAAAUAGCUCCAUGAAUUAUAUGAAUACAUAUACAAUUAAUAAUUGUUUGCCGUGUGAAUGUAAAUGAAUGUUUAAGAUCAAUAUUUCUGGUGCCAGGCAUAUCGUAUAUUUCGAUUUAAAAUUUUCAAGAAUUGUGUA
Drosophila persimilis is the source of this 2780-nucleotide messenger RNA. It is a transcript of the gene dpr15, whose product is annotated as mucin-5AC. The transcript has 6 exons. Gene Ontology annotation, cellular component: neuron projection membrane. The coding region runs from base 461 to 2509 and encodes 682 amino acids. NCBI's taxonomy places the organism in Eukaryota, Metazoa, Arthropoda, Insecta, Diptera, Drosophilidae. The record is from RefSeq and is a predicted model, not a curated record. Gene Ontology annotation, biological process: synapse organization.